CAGGUGGACAGCAGUUAUUGUUCUAUAGAUCCGCUUCGGAACCCGGAAGCUGAGCUAAACACCGAGUGACCGGUCAGGUGAACCUUCCCACCUACAGCAUACCCGGCGAUGCGCCUGGACCCCCGGCCUUCACUUUAACCCCUUCACAUAACUUUAUUAACAGUUUCCUGUGACACGAGCUGCGGGGCAUCACCCGGAAUAACAAAAAAUCCUACUUUUAUUUUGUACUUUUGGGUUUUUCUUUGUAUUUUCUGGGUGAUUUGCAGCAGGUAGGUGCAGUUAUAACAAUGACGGAGGGGCAUUGAUGCAGAACAGGGCAGCCACCUCUUUACCGGAGCUGGAGAGGAUGAGAAAGGUUCAAGAGACACCCUGUCUGCGGCUGAUACCCACCCAGCAAAAUGCCACCUGUACCUCCUCUGCCUGGUCUGUGGCUCACCAUCACCGGCCUGUGCCUGGCUUACCUGCUGCAGUGUGACGCAGGAGCCUCGCUCCCCGAAUCCUUGCUCUUCGUGUCCACGUUGGACGGGAGUCUUCACGCCGUCAGCAAGCGCAGUGGGGAAAUAUUAUGGACAUUAAAGGAUGACCCUGUUAUUCAAGUUCCUCUUUAUGUAUCCGAACCAGCGUUCCUGCCGGACCCCAGCGAUGGCAGUUUGUACAUCUUAGGAGGUCGGAACAAGGAAGGACUUAUGAAACUUCCGUUCACCAUUCCAGAAUUAGUCCAGUCUUCUCCGUGCCGCAGUUCCGAUGGAAUCCUUUAUACAGGGAAGAAGCAGGACUCGUGGUUUGUCGUGGAUCCCAAGUCAGGAGAAAAGCAGACGACUCUGUCCACGGAGUCCUCGGAAGGGCUGUGCCCGUCCUCCCCGCUUCUGUACAUCGGACGCACGCAGUACAUGAUCACGAUGUACGACACGAAGGCCCGGGAGCUGCGCUGGAACGCCACGUUUCUCGAUUACUCGGCCCCGCUGUGCGACGAAAGCUAUGAGUAUAAGAUGGCUCACUUUGCCUCCACCGGCGACGGCAUGCUGGUCACGGCGGACAGAGUCAGCGGGGAGGUCCUGUGGAUGCAGAAUUACGGCUCCCCGGUGGUCGGACUCUUUCUGUGGCACCAGGAGAGCCUCCGCCGUCUCCCGCACCUUAAUGUCGCCAUGGAAACCCUACGCUACCUGACCUUCAACUCCCAAGACAUCCGGCUCAUCAAAUGGAACUAUCAGGCCGUCCAACAGCUGAGCAGCACAAAAACCCACCUGCUGCCAUCGUUAUACGUGGGGAAGCAGGCCACGGGGUUCUAUGCCUCCACGUCUCUAAUCCACGAGGGAGUUGCUGUUGUGCCACGUGGGAUCACCUUGGCACAGGUGGAAGGACCUACCACCAAGGAUGUCACAGUGAAGGAAUCCAGAGAGUUUGAGGUGACCCCCAGCACAGAUGUCAGGUACCCCCAAGGAAGCGUGGUGUCUGCUCAUCAGUGGCUGCUAAUAGGUCACCAUGAGAUACCCCCCGUGGUUCACACCACCAUGCUCAGAGCAUUCCCCAAAACCCUGCGGAGGGACACGGAAACCAUCAUCCGAGGCCCCGCGCCCAGGACGCUGUUUGAUGAUUUCCUGACGCCGCAGAAUCAAGGUGGUUUCUCCCAAGGCGAAACCGAGGGACGUCUGAAGGCGGAUUCUAUCAAAGUAGAGCCGAGCACCGUGCCAGCUGAGUCCUCGCUCACCAAUCUGCUCACCCUGGGGGUCAUAACGUUGCUUCUCGGAGGCUGGGUGCUGUUUGCACUGACCUACCCCAAGAUGCAAGAGCAAAACCGCCGACAGCAACAAGAGCUGGAGGAGAAACUGCUCAGCCUCCAGAAUAUGCAGAACCAGGUCUCCGAAGUCCCCUCGUCGUCUUCCACCCCCGAGACCUCCAUGUCCAGGGGAAGCCAGGAUCCUGAAAGUGGCGGCAGCAGCCGACGAGUGAAUGAAAUGGAACCAGAGACUAAUCAGGUCAAUGGCACCAGGACACAGAGCCGAGACUCGGGGGGCUCGGAAGAUGAGAUCACAGUCGGCAAAAUCUCCUUUUCCCCAAAAGACGUUCUGGGUCACGGAGCUGGAGGAACGUUCGUGUUCCGGGGCAGGUUUGAUGAUAGGUUGGUUGCGGUGAAGAGGAUCCUACCGGAGAGCUUCACCCUGGCAGACCGCGAGGUACAGUUACUGCGGGAGUCCGAUGAGCACCCCAACGUGGUUCGCUAUUACUGCACCGAGAGCGACAAGCUGUUCUAUUACAUCGCGCUGGAGCUGUGUGCAGCCACGCUGCAGGAGUACGUGGAGAAUCCCAGCUUCCCACGCUCCGGUUUGGAUUCUGUGACCCUCCUGCAUCAGGCCAUGUUAGGACUGGCCCACCUGCACUCCCUAAACAUUGUCCACAGGGACCUGAAACCGUGCAACAUCCUCAUCUCCCAGCCGAACGCCCGCGGCAGGCAGAGGGCUGUCAUCUCAGACUUCGGCCUCUGCAAGAAACUGAGCGUCGGGAGAAACAGCUUCAGCCUGCGGUCCGGUAUCCCCGGCACAGAAGGAUGGAUCGCCCCGGAGGUUCUACGCGACGGACCGAAGCAGAACCCUACGUCCUCGGUGGACAUAUUCUCAGCGGGCUGCGUGUUUUAUUACGUCUUGGCAAAGGGAAAGCACCCGUUCGGCGACAGCCUGAGACGGCAGGGAAACAUUCUUACCGGAUGCUACAGCCUGCCUCACGUGCAGGAGGAAACCCACGAGAACGUGGUGGCCAAGGACCUGAUCGAGAUGAUGAUCAGCAGUGACCCCGCACUUCGGCCGUCCGCUCACUCCGUGCUGGGACAUCCCUUCUUCUGGGCCCGGGAGAAGCAGCUGCAGUUCUUCCAGGACGUGAGUGACCGCAUUGAAAAGGAGCCCGCUGAGAGCCCACUCAUUGUUUCAUUAGAGUCUGGAUCUCGCACUAUUGUUCGGGGGAACUGGCGCUUGCACAUAUCCGUUCCCCUGCAGACAGACCUCCGGAAGUUCCGAUCCUACAGAGGGAAUUCCGUGCGGGAUCUUCUCCGAGCCAUGAGGAACAAGAAGCAUCAUUAUCACGAGCUGCCGGCUGAGGUCCAGGAGACAUUGGGCACUGUUCCCGAGGACUUCGUGUUUUAUUUCACCUCCCGCUUUCCACGUUUGCUCCUCCACACUUACCGAGCUCUGCGGCAGUGCGCCCACGAGCGGCCAUUCCGCUCCUACUAUCAUUGGAUUCCGGGUCAAUGAAGGGACCUUGGACGUUCUUGGAAGCUCUGAGCACUCAAGGCCCUCAAGAAGACCCUCACUGUGCUGGAACUGGCCAGAGAGGACCUUCUUUAAAUGAAAAUAAGGAAGAGAGUGUUUAUCUCCCCCACGUGCACGCUGUGUGUUGCGCUAUUAUUUUUGCACUGUAGUUUUGCUUCUGGGCCGGGACCGCCACGGAUCAGCCGGGACCACCAACGUCCCCUUCCCCCCCGGGGUCUCUUUCUUUGAUUUGGUCUAGAAGCCGCUUUUCCCUUUGACGUUACUAAAGCAACCGUGUAAAUCGUUCUCUUCACUGAAACAGGGGGGCCCGAACCACUCGUGAAUGCCGUUACCAUGGUAACUGGUGAAGCUUAGUCACCAUUUUGCAGAAUUCUCCAUUUUAACAGAACUAUUUUCCUGCAGACAAUUUUACAAUGAAACGCAACGAUAAAACACAAAAAUGAUUCAGUCACAUGAUGCAAAUAAGUAUUUAGGUAUAAAACUGAUUAUAUAAAAAGGAAAUUGUUUUAUUUAUUUUUUAAAGUAACACUGUAAGGCUGUAAUAGUUUUGAUAUUUUUUACCUUUUUUCUCUGAAACUGUUACAAUCUAAGAUGUAAAUAUUAAAACGGAUUUUAAUCAA
Messenger RNA from Spea bombifrons (plains spadefoot toad), 3880 nucleotides. It is a transcript of the gene ERN2, whose product is annotated as endoplasmic reticulum to nucleus signaling 2. Gene Ontology annotation, cellular component: IRE1-TRAF2-ASK1 complex. NCBI's taxonomy places the organism in Eukaryota, Metazoa, Chordata, Amphibia, Anura, Pelobatidae. The transcript is spliced from 22 exons. Gene Ontology annotation, biological process: protein phosphorylation; mRNA processing; IRE1-mediated unfolded protein response. Gene Ontology annotation, molecular function: protein serine/threonine kinase activity; ATP binding; RNA endonuclease activity. The record is from RefSeq and is a predicted model, not a curated record. Bases 399 to 3242 code for a protein of 947 amino acids.